Messenger RNA from Aethina tumida (small hive beetle), 2734 nucleotides. It is a transcript of the gene Wdr24, whose product is annotated as GATOR complex protein WDR24. The record is from RefSeq and is a predicted model, not a curated record. NCBI's taxonomy places the organism in Eukaryota, Metazoa, Arthropoda, Insecta, Coleoptera, Nitidulidae. Gene Ontology annotation, biological process: positive regulation of TOR signaling. The coding region runs from base 188 to 2617 and encodes 809 amino acids. Gene Ontology annotation, molecular function: protein binding. The transcript is spliced from 6 exons.
CUCUGUUGUUUUCCUUUGUGAAAUAACCUUACACUUUUCACGAAAUAUUUUCCAAAAAUCAAAAGCAGCCCUUAAAAUGAUUUUGUGCGUAAUUUAUGGCAUAUCAAUAGAUUAACAGAAGGGCUUAUACCUAGUUAAUAAUCCGGUAUAUAUAUAAGUAUUGUGCGCACUUUGUGUUUACUCAAAAAUGGGCACUUUCCACAUUCAACAGGAGGGCCCCGUGAACGCCCUAGCCUUAAAUCGUGACAACACUCAGGUGGCAAUAGGAGGCAGAAACGUGUUUAAGGUGUAUGCAAUCGAAGAAAACAAGUUUAGAGAAGUGUGCAACUUGAGGGCCACCAAGCACUUGAAUCUGGGUUUUUCUUGCAACGAUGUCGCGUGGAGCCCGCUGGAUGAUCAAUAUUUGGCCACCGCGGCGACGAACGGUCACGUUUGCGUGUGGAACCUGACGAAAAUGGGGCGCGCGAUGCAAGAACAAGACUAUCAGGAUCACAAGAGGACGGUCAACAAAGUAAAUUUUCACACGUCCGACGCGUACAAGUUGAUAUCGGGCUCGCAGGAUGGAACCAUGAGAUACUUUGAUAUCAGACUCAACGAGGCUGUGUCCAUAUUUUAUAGCAAUACGGAGAGUGUGAGGGAUGUACAGUUCAGUCCGCACAACCCGUACACGUUUGCGGCAGUCUCCGACAACGGCAGCGUCCAAAUUUGGGACAUAAGAAAGCCCGACCGUCUCCAGCAGCAGUACACGGCGCACAGCGGUCCCGUGUUCGCCUGUGACUGGCAUCCGGAGUCGUCCUGGCUCGCCACAGCUAGCAGGGACAAGACGAUCAAAGUGUGGGACUUGCAGACCAGCAAACCGACUUUAGAAUACACGAUUCAUACUAUUGCGGCUAUAGGUCACGUGAAAUGGCGACCGCAGAGGAAAUAUCACAUUGCCAGUUGUGCCUUGGUGAUUGACUGUAGCAUUAAUAUCUGGGACGUGAGGCGGCCGUACAUUCCCUUCGCGUCGUUCAAUGAGCACAGGGAUAUUGCCAGUGGGGUUGCUUGGAAGGGAGACCCGCAUGUUUUUCUCAGCAGCGGCCGAGAUUGCACCCUGUACCAACAUUUGUUUAACGAUGCUAGUCGACCAGCGAGUAAAGCCAAUCCUCAUGGAAUAUCCUUUAAUAAAGAGGGCGAAAUACUGUUCGCCCAAAAAGUUCAAACUAACAAUUUUGCUAGCACUCCCAGCACAAACGCUCUAACCAAAGCGACAAAUUUGAUGAGAAAAAUCUCCACCACACAAUCCUUUGACACGUUCCAUCAAGCUUCAAGCACUUUACAGCAGUUCAUGGCUUCCAAUCAUCACGAUCAUCUUUCUGAAAGUGAAUUGUUUGUCAAACUGGCGAAAAAUUAUAUUUUGACUGGAAGGAGCGUGUCCGAAAUGUGCGAACACAAUGCUGCCGUGGCCAGAGAAUACGGCAAAUCUUAUAUGUCUGUGAUAUGGAAGAUAAUAAAAACUAUUUAUGGCGAGGAAUUCAUGCAGAAUUCGGUCAACUUCGAAAAGUACGACGGCUUCGAUACGUUCGACGGCAAAAAGGAGGACGAAAACGAAUCGCCGGAGGAGAACGACAAACCCGACUCACCUGUUAUGGAAUUGGAUGAAGAAAUCGUCGAGACUGAUCAGGCAUCUCUAGGUGGUGACACGCCUAUGGCGCAGUUCAGCGGCGGAGACGAAAGCGGGGAGACCGAAAACGAGGAUCAGGUCGACCACGCCGGCGUCUACAGCAACGGUUUCCCGAACUAUCUCAAUUACCGAUCCGGUUUGCCCAAAGGGGACUUCUCCUUUGGGGAGAACGAGCUCGAUAUGGAGAUAGAUGGGAUCAGCACAGGUUCGUUUUCAGAGUACCAGAACGGAUUCAAAAGCUACAACCAAAUUACGCCACAGGAACUGAAGGAUGCGGAUUACUGUGCAUUUCCUAGCGAGGCUUUUCCUUUAAGGCACGAGAUAAUGGACAGAUCUCCACCGCCCGAACAAUUUCCAAACAGACUGUCUCCGGAACUACCGGAAGAACCACUUCCUGCUAUUAUAGAAGAGCCUCAACCUUUACACAUGUUGAGGGUGAAAAAACCAAAGAAGAAAUCUGCCUGGGAUCCAUCCCAACUAGUAAUAGACGCCUUGAAAUAUCAUGCGGACAUGGGCGACGUUCAAUCUGCAGCUUGUAUCUUAAUUGUGAUCGGCGAUAACAGAAAAUACUUGGAGAAACUGGACGAAUACACUCAAGAGUUUUGGUUGUUAAGCUACAUAGAACAUUUGAAUAGGUACAAACUAUGGAAUGAGGCUGCACAAGUGAUCAAACUCUCCUGGUUACCAUCAGUUUUCUCGCUCAAUCAGCAAAGCACAAGGAUUAACACCAAUUGUAAUAAAUGUUCGAAACCGUUACAACGAACUGGUUGGCUAUGCGACAGGUGUCACUCGUCUGAAUCCUCCUUGUGCAGCAUCUGCCAUCAAGUCGUUAAAGGACUUUACGCUUGGUGUCAGGGCUGUUCACACGGCGGUCACGUUGCCCACAUAAAACAGUGGUUUUCAAUGAAUAUAAAAUGUCCCACUGGGUGUGGGCAUUCUUGCGAGUUUGGUUGAAAUUAUAAUUUAUUAUGGAGGAUCUUGUGUAUAUAUGACUGAACGCGUUUUCAACUGAAACGUAAAAAUUUUUAUAAAUAUAUAUUAUUUAACGAUUAAUAAAAACAAAAAAAUUAA